Messenger RNA from Neoarthrinium moseri, 3432 nucleotides. RefSeq lists its product as uncharacterized. NCBI's taxonomy places the organism in Eukaryota, Fungi, Ascomycota, Sordariomycetes, Amphisphaeriales, Apiosporaceae. The transcript has a single exon. Gene Ontology annotation, biological process: maturation of LSU-rRNA from tricistronic rRNA transcript (SSU-rRNA, 5.8S rRNA, LSU-rRNA); maturation of 5.8S rRNA from tricistronic rRNA transcript (SSU-rRNA, 5.8S rRNA, LSU-rRNA). The record is from RefSeq and is a predicted model, not a curated record. Gene Ontology annotation, cellular component: nucleolus. Bases 1 to 3432 code for a protein of 1143 amino acids.
AUGAAGCGGAAGAGAAUCUUGGGCGGCGCGGAGCCCGCGAACCCCGACCAAGUCGACACUACCAGGCCGCCCAAACGGAAGCGGAAUGUCGUCCACGAAGCCCCGACCUCGGAAGAGGUAUACUCGGCCAGGCAGUUGCGGCAGCUGCUGACGUUCGAGCAAGACCUGCGAAAGUCCAGACAUGGCCUCCAGUCCUUCAAGGACUUACUCGACGGCAUCUACAAUGAAGCCGGGGAGAAGGACGAGGCCAAGAUGGAAAUCGUCGUCCAAUUCCUCGACAUGACCAAGCCAAGAGCGGCCGAGACCGAGACCGAGGACGAGGCGCCUGUCUACCUGGCAGACAUCAUGGAGGCAUGGAGUAUGGCUUCGCAGAUGAGCAAUGAAAACGUCAUGUCGGCUGUCGCCGUAGUACUGGCUCUUCUUUUGAAGCUCAUAUCAGCCCAUGUCGAGCUCGUGCCUAGCGGCCUGGGAAUCGCCCGAACCAUCUUGCAGAGACGCCAGCAGGAACUUCUGGCCAAGAAUCUCUCUGCCGACAAAGGAAAGGAUUUUAUAAUAUCGCCGACGUUGAGAUUGCUCAGAGAGGUCAUCUGCCUGGAUGGUGGCGCGCUUGCCUUGCCGGCCUUCCGCGCGAGGACUUACACCCUCAAGUCGCUGGCUCGAAACAUGGGACUGCGCUUUCUGGGAGACGGCAUUGAGGACCCCAAGAGACCUAGUGUCAGGACCAAUGCAGUCAGAGUCUUUCUCAGCUGUGUGAAAUUCAUUCACGUCGAAGCCAAGCGGGAUCUGCUGUCGCAAAAGGACCUCGUUGCUGCUUUGAUGCGCAGCCUUCGGGAUGAUCCUCCUUACUUGAUCUUCGAGGUAUUGAAUACGUUGAGAAGCUCCGUCGUCUUGGACCAGAAGCUCUCCAAGGAUGUCAAGAUACGACUGCUGAACUCGCAAUCCCUGGCGCGCAUCGCUUCGCUGUACACCUACAAGCAUCAACAGUCUGCGGAAGAAGAUAGCCAGUCCGUUGCCCAGGCAGCCCAUGAUUUCUUAGUAGCUGCCUGCACCAGUCCGUCUGCUGGAAUUAUUCGGUCUCAAAACGGUUACUAUCCCGACGGUCUUGACCCAGAUGUCUUGCUCAACGCUCAAAGCGAUGGGGCCGGUCUGCUUGGUUUGGAAAGUGUUUCCUGGAUUGACAGUUUCGUCGACGAGGUCCCAGUGCGCAACACUCUGCUCUCCGAUUUUAUCCAGACCUUGAGACCAUGGUCGAGUCUAAAACAGAAUGAGCUUCUUGUGGCGAUCCUGUCGGCUUGUCCUGAGCUGAUUGCCAACUACUUUGCCAAUAAGAAAUCUUUCAGUUUCGACCCCAAACUGUCGGCUACGUGGAUAGGCUAUUCUACAUUGUUGUUCAAUACCAUUCGCCUAGAUAUCCCGCAGUUCUUCGGCCACUCCAAGAAGUAUGCUAGGUUACCGCCACCGACCGCCGUCGUACUUGGCAACAUCCUCCCGCUUCCACUCGAGCUCAAGGCCCUCUCAAAAUGUCUAAGUCAGAAGUCCAACCUGGUUUCGUUCUUUGCAGUUCGCAUACUCGUUAUAUCUCUUGAAAAGCUUUCGACUGCAUUGGACAUGCACAGAAAAGCAUCUAAUGCAUCUGAUACUAUGUGGCAGGACGCUUCGCGCCGCCUCAUCGAUGAGUUUUGCCGGAGAGUGCCUAGUAUCAAGGAAGUCAUUACUGCUUAUCGGGCUUUGUCGGAGGAUGAUCUUCUUCAACGAGUUGCCGCGAGCCGACUGCUGGUACUGUACCACGACGUCAUUCCUCAGGCUGCUCUUGGGGCAAAAUUCGAUUUCUCUCCCGUGCUGUCAGCGGCCAUUAAGAGAUUCGAGUCCGCCCGUGGUAAUGGAGAAGAAGCUUCCUUGCGGCUACUGGAGCUAGAGAACCUGUUCACCAUGGCGAAAUACUCUCCAAGCAUGAAGUGGUUCGCCCGCAGCGACAAGUCUCAAGCUUCGCCGUUUAUCACCCUUCUUAGUCUCUACACAGAUAAUUCCCAAGGAUUUGCCACGCCAAACGUGCAGAGGAUCCUCGGUUUCAUUGCUGAAGAGCACGAGCUCGUCAUACGCCUUUCAAAGGUCACUGGCCUGCGACCUCUGCUUCUCGCCCUAAGAACGCUUCCUGAUGUUGAUCCAGGUAUCUGGACAUUCCUUGACAACUGUUCAGAUCGUUGUGCCAGAUCUCCAGUCAAAUAUCAGGAACUGAUAUCUGAGUUGGUUGUUGAGAAUUCCAAGGACGGAGAUGGCGCAGUAGAGGAUGCGCUGAGUCCCCUAUUAAUGACAAUGGUGGAACAACUGCCAUUCUUCGUGUCCUCAACCACCGACAAGAAAUCGCUGGUCAACAUGGCGGAUUUUCUCUCUAACUACCUUGGUUAUACCAAAGCAGCCGGAGGUAGCAAGAAGCUACUAAAAGCAGUUCUUGACAAACUUUCAUCAGCUCUUGGAGACUCCAAGGCACGAAAACACCUUUCCAUCUUAGACCAGACAACAUCUCCGGAUGAGAUGGAUAUAGACCAGGUGCCCCAGCAAAAGGUCAUGGCUUCAGAAGACGAUGAAAACGCCCGCUUGAGCGAGGAGCAGCUGCAAGAAGUGCUUGCAGUCCCAAUUACGAUUAGCAAAGACAACAGUGCCUUGGUCAAGUGGACUUCAAAAUCGCCAGAGGAGCUGGUUGAGGAAGGCUACACUGCCUCCGUUGUCUGGCUUCUCGCGUCUGAACACCCAAGUAUCCGCAAAGAAGCUCUCACAAGUGUCAUCAAGAUAGCGGCCAAGAUCAAAGAGUCAUCUUACGAAGAAAGUGAGCAGGUAUGGCUCCUUCUCUCGGAGCUGAUUGAGACGGUCAGGCACAGUGAUGGAGCCACAAUACCUAACUCACUCCUUGCGUUUGUGUGCCGUGCGCUUGAUGUGCUCAAGGUUCCCACACACUGCCUGUAUCCCAAGUUGAACACUUUCCUCACCCGUGGUCCGGUUUGGGAUCUUGAGAAGAUUCCACUGGUGCAGGAUAUCCUUCAAGAAGGACCUACAGAAGAUGACGCCUACUAUACGGAGCUCAGCUGGUUAUUCAACUACCUCUUGGACAGUUUACGGACGACGGAGGAUGUGGGACUUUUCCACAAGCGGAAAGUUUUUGAGCGACUCUUUGCCCUCAACUCCAAUCCGUAUAUGGGACCCAAUCUGCGCAUACAAACCCUGAAAAUCAUAUACAGAGUCAGCUCCAUAGAGGGGGGCAGUGAUACCUUGAUCACUCGAUUCGGGGUGAUCAGUUGGUUGGAGUCUCAGAAGGCCGUGUCAGGCAGCGAUGCUGGCCUGUGUCAUGCUUUGCUGAAGAGGCUAUGGGCAACAUGCGAUCAGAACAGGAUUUCGACAUGGAGCCGUAAUGCAGUUAAAGAUUUGGCUGAGAAGUGA